Messenger RNA from Paramecium octaurelia, 1347 nucleotides. The record is from the annotation of a GenBank genome assembly. NCBI's taxonomy places the organism in Eukaryota, Ciliophora, Oligohymenophorea, Peniculida, Parameciidae.
AUGAUACCAUCAACUAAAUGGGUCAUUCUCUUACUAACUAGCUUGUCUUAAUUCUCAUUUCGAGUCUUUGUGGAUUACCCAUCUUUAUUGGCUACUGAAAUAAAGAAUCACUUCAUUGUGGAUCAAUUCUAAAUAAACUUACUGUUUUCAUUUAGAUCCUUCCCCAACAUUAUUAUGCCUUUCGUAGGAGGGAUGUUAUUGGAUAGAUAUGGAACAAGAAGAGGGCUAUUCGGAUUUAUGCUCUUCAUAAUCUUUGGAACAUGUUAAGAAAAAAAUUUAUAUUAGUUCUUUGUUACUUGUCAAUUGUACUGAAUAAUUUCACGCUAAUGCUCAUCGGCAGAUUUUUUAUGGGCUUAUUUUUGGAAUGCUGCUAUGUAGGGAUAUACAAAAUUUUAUCGAAAUGGUUUAAAGAGGCUUCGUUUGCUUAUAGGUAAGAAUAACCCUAUAAUAAGCAUUGACACAGCUUUCAUUUGCGGUGGUACUAUUGCCUCGACGAUUCUAUUGCCCUACUUAGUCAACAAUUACAGUCUAGAAACGGCUCUUCUGGCUUGUCUAAUGUUGUGCAUAGUUUCUUUUAUCGGCCUUAAUGCUGUGACUACCAUUGAUAAAAUCUAUUCAGUCGAAACCAAACAAGAGACCAUUCCUCACUUUUCAUUCGCCUUACUAACUCAAUUCAACAUUGACUUCUACAUUAUUGCUUUGAGUUCUAUUUUUUGUUACACAAGUUAUUACAUAUACUCAUACAAUAAUGCAGAAAUGUUUAAAGCUAUGUACAAAAUUAAAUUAUUCAUAUUUAGGUAUCAUUUAUCAUCUUAUUCUGCAGCCACUCUCUACGGACUUCCUUGCUACAUGGCUAUAUUUAUAGCUCCUUAUUUAGGUCAUCUAGUUGAUAAACAUGGAUAUAGAAUGCAAGGAUUACAAAUAACAAGUGUGAUCUAAUUGAGUGUUUUUACUUUGGUUUAUCUCAUGCCUAGUUGCGAGACUACCUGCUUGAUCAUCCCAGCCAUAAGUCAACUAUUGAAUGGAAUAUUUUUUGCUGCUUAUGUUGUAACCUUGUGGCCAUGCAUUUAGAUGGUGGUUUCCAAUUAAUUGUCGGGAACUGCCUUUGGAGUAGUUUAUUCUAGUGUCAGUUUUGGGGUUUCUUUUGCCUCUAUUUUUAUUGGGAAAGUAGUUUAAGAGGAAACAUAAGGUUCUUAUUCAAAUAUGCUGGGCAUUCUACUUUUAAUCACAUUUUUGGGAGCGUCAAUGAAUUAUUUGUUAUAUUAUAGGGAUUCAAAAUACUUUAACAAUCAAAAAUAUGUUAUUUCACAAAAUAGUACAGAGAUGGAACUAAAAAUGCUGGAUUGA